Molecule: messenger RNA, 1401 nt
Organism: Heterocephalus glaber (naked mole-rat)
Lineage: Eukaryota; Metazoa; Chordata; Mammalia; Rodentia; Bathyergidae
Gene: Pnmt
Product: phenylethanolamine N-methyltransferase
Cellular component (GO): cytosol
Molecular function (GO): phenylethanolamine N-methyltransferase activity
Source: RefSeq, a predicted model, not a curated record
GGGUCUGAGCCCCGUGGGAAGGGCUGGGGGUGGGGAUCAGGGACAGGGGCUCAUUCAGACCUCGAGGGAGGAAGGGAUGAGACGCUGGACACAAGGGGCUGAUGGGCAGGCCGUGGUGGGACUCGGCUGUCACCCCAGCCCUCUGGAGGCUGAAGCAGAAGGAUCGAGCGAGCUGGGGGCUGCAAAGUUCAGCCCAGCCAACGUAGCGAGACCCGGUCUCAAAAAUCAAAUAACAGGGCCAGGGAUUUAGCUCAGCGGCAAGGUCCUGGGUUUGAUCCUCGGUACAAAAAUAAAAGGGGGAGCGGACAGUGGGCGGGGCAGGACCCGCCAGGGCACACGGGGCGGCUCCUGGACUGUGGGACCCGAUGUCCCGGCGCCCCUCCUCCCCGGAGAGGGAGACGGAUGGUGGCGAAGCGCGUGGCCCCGGGCGCUCAUCGCUCAGCCGCCCCCGCACGGAAGGUCUGGGGGCGGUGGACAUAAAGGGGCCGAGGUAGCGCCAGGCUCGGCGGGCGGCAGGAUGAGCCAGGAGGACCCGAGCCCCGAGAGCGUGGCCGCCGCCUACCAGCGCUUCGAGCCCGCCGCCUACCUGCGCAACAACUACACGCCCCCGCGCGGCGACCUCAGCCACCCCGGCGGCGUGGGGCCCUGGAAGCUGCGAUGCCUGGCGGAGACCUUUGCCACGGGGGAGGUGACCGGCCGCACCCUCAUUGACAUCGGCUCGGGCCCCACCGUGUACCAGCUGCUCAGCGCCUGCGCCCACUUUGAGGACAUCACCAUGACCGACUUCCUGGAGGCCAACCGCCGCGAGUUGGCGCGUUGGCUGCGCCAGGAGCCGGGUGCCUUCGACUGGAGCGCGUACAGCCGGCACGCGUGCCUGCUGGAGGGCCGCGGCGAGUCCUGGCGGGAGAAGGAGCGCCAGCUGCGGGACCGCGUGAAGCGCGUGCUGCCGGUCGACGUGCACCAGCCCCAGCCCCUGGGCGCCGCCAGCCUGGCGCCGCUGCCCGCCGAUGCCCUGCUCUCCGCCUUCUGCCUGGAGGCCGUGAGCCCCGACCUCGCCAGCUUCCGCCGGGCCCUGGGCCACAUCACCACGCUGCUGAGGCCCGGGGGGCACCUGCUCCUCAUCGGGGCCCUGGAGGAGUCGUGGUACCAGGCUGGGGGCGUCAGGCUGGGGGUGGUGCCCGUGAGCGCAGGGGCGGUGCGCGAGGCUCUGGUGCGGGGCGGCUACGAGGUCCGGGACCUCCGCACCUUCGCCAUGCCCGCGCCGCUGCAGACCGGCGUGGACGACGCCAAGGGCGUCUUCUUCGCCUGGGCCCAGAAGCGGGCAGGAGUGUGAGGGCCCAGGGACCCCAGACGCCCUGUCCCCCAGGUGGCACCUAAUAAAGUAACCGUUCCUGCUCUGAG